Nomia melanderi (Alkali bee) is the source of this 7536-nucleotide messenger RNA. The record is from RefSeq and is a predicted model, not a curated record. NCBI's taxonomy places the organism in Eukaryota, Metazoa, Arthropoda, Insecta, Hymenoptera, Halictidae.
GACGAUGUGUACGUCUCAAACAUUUCAUACAUACUCUUCCCGUACAUUUUACGAAUACUUCGCGCGAUCGACGCGUAGAAUUGCCGGGCAGGUCGGAACGAUAAACCUCAGAUUUCUCGAUUUAUAAUUAACGAAAUACUCGAAAGGUGCUCUUGUCAGAAACUCUGAAAUUAACUUAUUCCCCACCCCGUCUGAAAACAGAAAUGAUAAGAGUCGCGCGGAAAAUUUAUAUAGAAGUAUAACUUUCAUUUGCGGUUUUCAUUCGGCGUUCGAGACCAUCGUUCCGACCGGUCGGCAAUUCGAACUCGUGACGCGUACCAUCACGCUAAUUGUAAUCAGCAUUAUGAACGGGAGGUCCAUUAUUUAUUUCGCAUGAUUCAUUCGAUUUGUACAUUUGAAGCUAUGAUAGAAAACCAUAUAUGCGCGGUGAACUUGUUCGGUUACGAUAGUUGUUCGUACUAUUUGUUGUAUCUCCGGCGACAUGUUUUAUACUCGUACAGUGACAUUUCGAAAGAUUUGAAUUGUAAAUCCCACUCCUUCCCCCAUUUCUCGGCGCUGCACGGCCACCCCGGUUUACCGAAUUGUCGCGUUCGGCGUUCGUGAGUAUCGAAGCGCGGCGUCGGACACAAUGUUAACGCACUCUAGAAACCUCCUCGUGCUCGAGGAACAUUAAUGGAUCCACCUUUUCGUUACGGCUAACCAUUUAAACAAAUUAAACAUUCAAAAAUCAACCAUUAAAAAGCGGUGUUGUAUUGAAAAUCAUUGACACGUAUUGUACAGAUUUCCCUUUACUUUACGAUGCGAUGCCGGUGGACAAACAUUCGGCAGCCAAAGGAUCAUUUUAUUGCCUUUCUUGUUUUUAGAACGUGUUGCUGUUAAAUGUCAAGUUACCGUACCAACGGUGUAAAAAUAUUCUCGCUAGGGAAUUUCCAUUGUUUUCGUAGUAGUCUCGAACGGUAAAUUAUUAACGUUUGUAAAUUAGUAGACCGUCUCGGUGUGUAACGAAGUAUUAAAAAUUUCUGAUGUCGUGCCACUCCUUUGCACGAGGACAUCGUGAAACCAUUGAUAAGGAGAACUCGCCAGAUCUUAAAUUAGUUUCGAGACCACGCUUGGUCGGAAGUUAGAAAAUCCGAGGAAUAAAAUAAGCGUCGAUCGGAGAAUUCGCUGUCCGUCGGAAAAAUUCCGUCGAAGUGUCUCGUAAUUAAUUCCGAAAGUGGACGUAAUUUGUUUCUUUUAACCUCUAGACCUUCCUCGGAAUGAUGUAAGAGAAUAACUGCUAACGAAGCGAAGCUAAUAAUAAUAUGGGGUCUGAUGGUGGGGGAAUCUUUCGAAACGUUGUUGUACACGUUACGAUAUGCAAUGAUGAAUCAUCGGAGAGACAUAAAUUCGAUGACAUUUCAAUUCCCAGUUUCAGCUUGUCUUGCGAGGCGCGUUUCAAUCGCGCACGCAAGGAUCGUCGCGAAACGAUGCAGGAAACAGAAGAGGGAAAUUGUACAAAGCUAGCAGCACGGGAAACUUGUGAACGCUAAGUUCCUUUAACUCGCUGAGUUUCAUACAUCGGAUUACAAUUAUUCCACCGUACAAAUAUACAGAAGGGAGAACAAACAUUUGUCAUCGUCCGUAUUCGGAAACAAAACGACAGGCAUUCUAUGAACACGAAUUUAUCCAAUUGUGUAACAACGUUCCACAGGGCAGACAGAUGGUCAAAGUUAUUUAUGUCUCGUUCGUUCGCACAGUAUGACAAAUUCCUUUCACGCAACCGAGCCGCGGAUUUUAAUGCAUCCGCAGUAACGCCGAGUUACUCAACAUUCGGUAUAAUGUAAAAUUCAAAGGAAGCGCAGAACGUGAUUCUCGUUUCACUUGAAACGUCGACUCCAUGAAUCUCUGCGCACGACGAUCCGUAUUUGCAUGAACAUCCGCGGCUCGCGGAUGACUAACACUUUGUUUCGAUCGAAACAUAGUCGCGACAACGCAAACGUGUCAAGGACUGCUGUAAAUUUCUAUUAAAUAUAUGUGUAUAUCUUUUUCUGUUUUUUGUUCUAUGUUUGUCAACAAGAUGUAUACUCGCAACGACGAUGACGAUCACGAUCACGAUCACGAUCACAGCAACAACGACGAUGACGAUGAAAGCUACGAAUGACAGAAACGAUUUGUCGCGAUUCUGUGGGAGAAGCUAAUGAAAAUAGGAUGGACCAGGCGGAUAAAUCAGUAUUAGAUCAGUUAAUCGAAAUAUUUUAAGGAAAGCCAACUUAAUGUUUACGAAACUCGAGUUCAAAAUUUGAAACCUGAUUAAAACCGAAAGAACCACGGCGAUCAUUCCUCCACCGUGCAAUAGAGCAUUUAAAUAACGUUAAGGGCGUUCCGUAAUUUAACUUAAUCAUUAUAUACAAAUAGGAUGUAAUUUUCCUUGAUAGUAUGUCCGUUAAUCGAUCUAUAAACAUUCUGUAAAGUUUGUGAUAAAGGGAAGCUAUUGUAUUAUUCGACUCGACUAUUCUCGUUCCGACGUAGCGCCGUCAUAGAAAACCGUUUCUCCUCGAGGAAUCUCUCAGCGGGUCGUGUGUCCGAACGGAUCGAUUCCAUCGACCGACUUCAAUGAAACGCGAGAUAACAAAUCUUAAAACUCACGUGUAUGUACAUUCAGAUCGGCGUAACAGCGAAACAAGUCUGCGACCACCGGAGAAGAGAAGCGAUACCUUUUUUCCUAGCGAUUCGUCAUUUUGCGGAAUCAUUUCGGAUUCGAUAUUUCGCCAUCCCCCCGUCCGGGAAAAUCGGGAAUUUCGAAUCGAUUCGAAUGUGUUUCGUUGCGUAUGUGUGUGUAAAGAAUGUUUCGAUGUUCAUUCAACACGUUCAUGGUUUUGCGGGUUACAUUUCUCGGUUCACGUAAGACCGCUGGAAGAUCAAUUUCGUCUCGCAGCAUCGAUCCCUCCGUGUCAAACCCAUGAAUGUGUGACUCGACCGUGGGAACUAGUUCAAUGUAAAAUGUAAUCCUCGAGUACAACGUUCCCGAGGUUUUCUCGCAGGACUCGAUUUCUUAUUUAAGUGCAAUUGUAAAAUAAUUGUUGAUUAUUCCCCCUUCUUGUUAUUCGUUUCGAAUCAUAACUCGCGCUUAUGGUUCCGCUAUAACAAAGGUAGAAACGAGGAUCUGCCGAACAGAUUCCCUCGGCAGAAUUUUUAUUUUCGACGUUAACGAUAUUAUGGUUGCAGUGAAUCUAAAGAAAAUAAGAAACUCGAUUGCCAUAAUCAGAAUCCUUUUCAUUCGCUUAGCGAUCUUCCUUCUUGCGACAUGAAUGUGCAUUCGCGAUUCAAACUUGUAAUAAUAUUUCAUCGACUAAGAAACAUUCAAAAAUUCCAUCGAAUUCUAUUCUAAACAAUCCUAAAAUCGUAUCAUUGUAUCAGUCGUAGCACAUUCGCGAAUCGAGCUCGAAGUAGAAUCGCUGUCGUCAUGCAACAUGUAUAUUCAUUACUUCCACAUCAAUUUCAGAAGCAAGAGCAAAGUACGUUCAACGCGUUAAUUCGGUAGCCAGAUGCGUCCACGUUUAUGGGUCUCACGUGAAAGGGGGCGCGAUGCAUUCGAAAAGACGCGUUAACGAUUUCCUAUAACCGACUCGAGUUCGUUCCCGCUUCCCGAAACACGAGGCGGCGGCGAUCUUCGCAGGGUUCCCUGUACGAGCGUGACGGUUCGCCGUGAAAUCCGUGAAUGUGUUAAUGUGUGACGAGCUGCGGCGAAAUUGUUCAUAGCAAAAUUUUAGCGAUGAUUAUUUAAAUGCGUGCAUUUCGAGGAGGACUGAGGAUUAUCGCGACGAGAAACCCGACGAGCGAUAACGACACUCCGAACGAGAUUCGAGUGUUUCGCCCGCGACGAAGUGACGACGCUUUUUAUUUUAAUGAAUUCAUCGGCGCGAUACGAUCCCGAUCGGAUCGAUCUCCGAUCGAGAUGUCUGUCGGGCGGUGAUCAACGGUCUCUCGUUAUCGGGCGUGCAUCGCGAUCGCACGCGGCGAGAGGCUGCUUUUCGUUUUCGCUUUUAGCCUGAAGGAAUCCUUUGCUUUCCGUUGCGGGGCAGCUUUCCUCUCACUGCCAUUGGAAGGUCGUUAGUUUCCUCAUUGAACUUAAUAAUGCUCGUCGUUGUUAAAUUAUUAAAUACACGAAGUUCACGAAUUACGAAGUGCAAUGUUACGAUAGCUGUCGCGAAUGAGAGCUUGCGGCGGGCGAAGGAGAGUGUUCGUGCACGACGCGCCCAUCCGGCCCCCCCGAGUCCAAUCGCCGAUACCGUUCCCGGUGGUAACGGUGAAUUCGAGAUGAUUCGUGUCAGACUAUUCCACGAGUAUACGUAAUUUUUUAUUGAAACACAAGUCCGAUGAUGAUAGCGUUGAGGUUGACGAUUCUAACGAAACGGUGUCCGUCGAUUGUAGAUGGGCGACGCCGGUGCACGAAUACUUGUUCGGCUUCUGCCGUAUGUAUAUGACGACCGGCAAUUUUAAUUGAAUAUUCAGCCUUACGGCGCAGUUUCGAUAAUUCGAAGAGUCUACGGUCUCGGCGUAUACUGUAACUGUAUUAUUGUCAGUACUGUAUUAUCUUUGUUGAUCAAAAAAAAGAACGAAAGCAUAAAAUUGUAUAUUAUCAUUAUUAUUUUCUACGAAUUAAGGUGUAAUAAUAAAUGAAUUGCAUAGCCCAAUAAUAUCUGUGGAUUUGUCAUUUGAAUCUGCUCGAAUUUAUGAAUGAUAUAUCUGAAUUGUCUUUUCACAGGUAAUUUCGUUUAACGUGCCUGACCCAUCGAAAAGUGCGAAACUGGAUAUGUUUUGAUCGAUGAACGUGUAACGCUGGGUAAAGUGUUGCAAGGUUGCACAUUUGUAAAUAAAUAUAUGUGUAUCGGUCUCGUAUGCUGAAAUAUAUAUUGAAAUAAAAGGAAUCGUCAAAUUUCUUUGAUUGUGUAAUAUUUGAAUGGGUAGGUAGUAGCUAUCUGGUGGCAGUGUCAUGAAACAGAGUGCGCGCCUUGUGGUAUGCAACCUGAUGACUUCGACAUUAUAUCAUCGACGAAGGACAGGAUCCCCGUGGGUGAUUAACCCUGACUUUGAAAGUACUAAUGGACUUCUGAGAGACACAUGUUGUACCUACGUCGAUUCCACGUGUUAACCUAGAUUAUUUGUAAAUAUUACUUUUUUUACUGAACACGCAGAAAUCAUGACGUUUGCGGAAUUAAAUUUAAGCCCAUGGAUAAUUAGUCAGUGUAAUUCUAUGGGUCUGAAGAAACCUACACCUAUUCAGCAGAAUUGUAUCCCUAAAAUUUUAGCUGGUGAAGACUGUAUCGGAUGUGCAAAAACUGGCAGUGGCAAAACACUUACAUUUGCACUUCCUAUAAUACAAAAACUAUCAGAGGAUCCUUAUGGUAUAUUUGCUCUGAUUUUAACACCUACCAGAGAAUUGGCUUUUCAAAUUGCAGAUCAGUUUUCAGCAAUAGGAAAGUCUAUUAGUUUAAAGAGAUGUGUAAUUGUAGGAGGAAUGGAUAUGGUAACACAAGGUUUAGAAUUGUCAAAACAUCCACAUAUAGUUGUUGCCACUCCAGGUCGUCUGGCAGAUCAUUUAGAAAGUUGUGAUACAUUUUCUUUAGCAAGAAUUAAAUUUUUAGUUCUGGAUGAAGCUGAUAGACUUCUUGGUGGUCAUUUUGAUGACCAAUUGAAAACUAUAUUCAAUGUUUUACCUAAACAAAAACAAAUUCUCAUGUUUAGUGCAACAAUGACAGACACUCUUGAUAAAGUGAAACAUAUUGCAUCCAAUAAGGUUUUUAUGUGGGAAUCCACAGAUGACUCCGGUGUAGCUACAGUAAAAGAACUUGAUCAACGUUAUGUACUUUCUCCAAGCGAUGUUCGGGACUCUUUCUUGGUAGAAACAGUUAAAACAUUUAGAUCAACUAACAAAGAUGGAUCCAUAAUGAUAUUUACAGAUACUUGCAAAAAUUGUCAAGUAUUAUCAAUGACAUUAAAUGAAAUUGGUUUUAAAAACGUUGCUCUUCAUGCAAUGAUAAAACAAAGAGAUCGUCUUGCAGCACUUAGUCAGUUCAAAUCUAAUCAUACAAAAAUUUUGAUAGCUACAGAUGUUGCGGCGAGAGGUUUAGAUAUUCCUACAGUAGAAUUAGUUAUAAAUCAUAUUGUACCAAAUGUACCAAAAGAAUACAUUCAUAGAGUUGGUAGAACAGCUAGAGCUGGCAAAGGAGGUUUGGCUAUUACUCUAAUAACGCCACACGAUAUCAAAUUAUUGCAUGCCAUUGAGGAUACUAUUGGGACAAAAUUAACAGAGUAUAAAGUUAAUGAUAAAGAUAUAAUUACGAUUUUAACUCAAAUAUCGGUUACUAAGAGGGAAGCGGAAAUGAAAUUAGAUGAAACAGAUUUUUAUGAAAAAAGAAUGAUUAAUAAGCGUAAGAAGUUAAUUCUUGAAGGGAAAGAUCCAGAUGAAAUCGAGGAAAUUUUGGAAAAAAGAAAAUCCGGCAAAUCAAAAAAAGGUAAGAAAAAAAAACUUGAGGGAAAUGCACAUAAUGCAGGUAGAUGCGAUUAGUUCUGGUUUUAUUAUUUAAAAAAGUGUAUAUAAUAGUAUAAAGAUUAAAAGUUUAAUUACUGCUAUGCAAUGCUCGUGUAGUACAUGGCAGAUAUGUAAGGCACUUAGAUAUUUAUAUUAUAUUUUAUGUAAUAUAUGAUUAUAUGUACACUAUAAUGAUUAUCGUAUUUAGUCCAAAAAUGGAAAUAAGAAAAUAUUUAUUUUUAAGAAUUUAUUUUCACUAACUGCGAGUUGUUAGGAAAAAAUAGAAGACAAUCACAAAAUAUGUAGUCUACAUAAAUAUAUUCAUCCGCAUUUUUAAACAAAGAUCUGUAUAAUUAAAAACUUACGAUUAGAGUAAUUUUAUAACCAUACAAUACUUUCAAAUAUUGCACAUGAUAAUAUUCCUAUUUACAGCCAAAAAGCAUACGCAAUAAAAAAUAAUUAAGUAAAAUUUCCUAAUUAGUUAUCAAAAUAAUUGUACUUUGGCAUUCCUUUUUUUUAAAAGUUAAUUCAUCUAAUGCUUGGAUUAGAGGACUACAUAUUUGGCAAGUCAUAACAUACACUUUCAAAUAUCAUUUAAGAAUACGAAUGAAAGAAUAUUAAAUAUAAUAUUAAUAAGGUAUGAAACUGAAUAUCUAGAGAUGUGCUCUUAUUUUCUCUUCAUUUUUAAUUAAAUUUAAUUUAUUCAAGAAAGCAUAAAGUUCUGCCACAUAUUCUUUUGGAUAUUUGUAAUAAUGUCCAACGUGCGGAGAUUUGUCAAAUAUUUUGACGUAAGUCUGAAAGGAAUAAAUAUAAAUGUAGUGUUUGUUUCAUAUAGUUAGAAUUCUUACCUUUACACCAUUGAUGACCCAUUGGUCGUGUACCCUCAUAUUGUCUACUAUGUUACCAAUAGGGUCCACUUUACUUAUAAAGAAUAAUGCUGGAGUGUGUACUAAAUUUGUAUGAAAUAAUUGACUAGAUCGUAUAUAAUAUUGAGUAGACUGUUUGUAAAAUGUUUUUAAAUGAUA